This is a messenger RNA of Moneuplotes crassus, 1393 nucleotides long. The record is from the annotation of a GenBank genome assembly. NCBI's taxonomy places the organism in Eukaryota, Ciliophora, Spirotrichea, Euplotida, Euplotidae.
GUAGAAAGAGGAGAUUGGAGGAUGUGAGGGUAUGAUGGUUGGCUUUAAACCCAGCCAGAAGGACAAUUAACCGUAAGAAAAGGUUAUUCAAAGAGAAAUGAGGAUUGGCUAAGAGCCAGCGGAAAUACAAGCCUAGCUCUGAUACAAUAUAUCGAGCAGUUGAAGAGAUGUAUAUAAACUCCGCCAAGUUAAAAGGGAUGCACAAGUCAACAUAAUAGGCUCACCACAGACUUACUUCAACUCAAAAGCACUGAAGUUUAAGCCAAUCUUAGCUCCAAAGAGCCGAAAGAUAUCAGAGGAACGUAGAAGAAAAAUUAUGAAUUAAUUCCAAUCCAUAUAACGACAAUGAUAUAAAAGGAUAUCACCCACUAAAAAAGCAAAAACUUUUCAGCAUCAAACAAAUCCAACAGAAAGCCCUUUUGAAGUCAUCACUGAUGGCUUCAGAAGCCAUAUCUCAUCUUAGGAGAAACACUUACAUCAAUAAAACAAAAGCUGCAAACAGAUCUCUCUCAGAUAUAAUGGUUUCUAGAGAAGCCCCUUUGAAAGAAUGCUAUUGCCUUGUCUUAGGCUCUAAAAUAUAAACCUGACCUCAGUGCACCGAAGUGAAGAAAGAAAAAAGGGAAGCAAGAAUCCUCUUAAAAAAUCGGGAUUUGUGAGGUAUUCACAAGAGAAACCUGAGAAAAGGAGUACCCAUACUUACUAUAAUCAAGAUACUCUACAACCUCUUGGGAUCAAGCCCAAUAUUGAUGAUACAAAACCUAAGGUUGAAAGCAGAAAGUCAAACAUUAUUGACGAGGUGUUCUCUAAAGGAAUCUUUACACAAAAGGAGAGUGCCUCUUUGCACAUAACCAGCACUCAAGCUCAGAUACAUAAAACAAAGUCUUUUAAGACCAUAAAAUCUAGGCUCAAAACAGCUGCCAAGAACUAUAAGAAUUAAGGAAACAAACUACGGAUCUAAAGGCGUUUCAACUGCCUCAAUCAACAAAAGAAUGAAGGUUCUCACCAUCAAAAGGAAGGAUGUAUCCACAGGAGAUUAUGAAGAUAGUAAGCAAAUUGAGAAGGACGAAAGCAGUGACAGUGACGGGUAUACUAACCUCGCAGAUAUGUACAGCAAUGUUGUACUUAGAAAAACCUUCAAUGCAGUUAAGGAUCCACCAAAUCAAGAUUUUCAUGUUAAUAUUUCAAGUAAUAAAUCCAUCCAAGAGUCAAGUCAUGAAGAUUUUGAAGUAGCAGAGUCUUCAGAGAAGCCUAAGAUUCCAAUUCCAAGUGUUAGUCAAGAAAAUCCAGAGCUGAUAAUAAGUAGUUUGAAAAAGAAAAACUCUGUUCUAGAAAUGAACAAGCUACUGGUAAAGCAGAAGCUUUUAUCAAAUAUCCCCAUAUAACUGUUCUUGCA